Topomyia yanbarensis is the source of this 549-nucleotide messenger RNA. RefSeq lists its product as uncharacterized. The transcript has a single exon. The coding region runs from base 1 to 549 and encodes 182 amino acids. The record is from RefSeq and is a predicted model, not a curated record. NCBI's taxonomy places the organism in Eukaryota, Metazoa, Arthropoda, Insecta, Diptera, Culicidae.
AUGGCGAAGUCGCACUCGAUGGUCAUCAUUCCGGUUGGGUAUCCUGCGAAUACCCUCAGCUAUGAACAGCUGAAUGCUGCUCGAUGCGCACUGAUCAAUAGCAACAUGGAGCAGAGCUCAAACAAUACGAGACCCAACUUUAGAAAGUGCAUCUACAAACAAUGGUAUCUCGAAAUCGCCUGUGUAUACAAAGAUACAACUAAGUUGCUGCAAGAUGCCAUAGCUGCGAUCAAGCCCUGGAAAGACGCUUCAUUGGAAGCCGUUGAAACGUCGCAGAUUCCAAAACAAGCGCUUUACAUCGGAUAUUUCCCCGACAGCAUCAAAAGGUCCGAUGGGAGCAUCCUCCGCCGGGUGCAGAAUCAGAACGACAAUUUCUGCACAGAAUGCUGGAGGGUCGUCAAGAGAACUACGUUCCUCAAAACGGUAGAGCUCCUGUUGGCGGUAGAUGAGGCUACAGUGAAACUGAUAACCUCCCAACACAACCAGCUGAACUACGUAUUCGGAAAGGCUAGUAUGCGCCAGUUGAAGAGAUGGGUUGGUCUUCGCUGA